AUGACUGUUACGUACGAUCAAUCGUACCGUAACGCUAAUAUGGGGACUGCCACGCUCGAAGAAAAGUUCGAGGUGAUGAAGGAGAUUGGAGAUGGAAGCUUUGGGAGUGUCGUGCUCGCUAGAACGCGGACCGCGGGCUCUCAUGUCGCGAAGAGGGGGACAAUGAUUGCGAUCAAGACGAUGAAGAAGACCUUCGAAUCCUUUUCGUCAUGUCUAGAGUUGCGUGAAGUAAUCUUCCUCCGAACCCUUCCGCAUCAUCCCCAUCUCGUCCCCGCUCUCGAUAUAUUCCUCGAUCCAAUGAGCAAGAAAUUGCACAUAUGCAUGGAGUAUAUGGAUGGGAACCUUUACCAGUUGAUGAAAGCUCGGGAACAGAAAUGCCUCGAUUCGAAGACUGUGAAGAGCAUAUUAUUCCAGAUUCUAUCCGGAUUGGAUCAUAUCCACGCACACAACUUCUUCCAUCGAGAUAUCAAGCCCGAGAACAUAUUGGUUUCAAGUACUGCUUCUGGCGAUUCAUCCGCGUUUAGUCGAUUCACCCCCCCGGCCACACCUUCGACUUUCAGUGUGAAGAUCGCGGAUUUUGGGCUUGCCCGAGAAACUCAUUCGACAGUACCAUACACAACCUAUGUUUCGACGCGGUGGUAUCGUGCACCGGAAGUUCUAUUGCGGGCAGGCGAAUACUCUGCCCCAGUGGAUAUGUGGGCUGUUGGAGCCAUGGCGGUGGAAAUCGCUACCUUGAAACCUCUGUUCCCCGGUCGGAAUGAAGUGGAUCAAAUGGCCCCCCACUCAAUGGAGAGCAUUCUCCAACCUCCCCACUGGCCAGUUGCCUUUAGCAAUUUUGUGACUUGGUGCCUAAUGUGGGAUCCCAAGAGCCGACCAACAUCCUCCCAGGCUUUGAACCACGAUUACUUCGUUGACGCAAUUGAUCCACUUCGACCGAAAUCUUCCCGCCUGCUUGGCCGGAAACAAUCAGACAAGAGCUUCAAGUCAGCCGGACGGGAUACUAACGAUUCCCCUGCUCUCUCAACGAAGGCCUCCUGGUUCCGAAGAUCACUGAUUGGACGGGACAGCCCUGCACCUGUGCUUGAGGAGGACGAAAGCCGUCGACUCCCAGCAAUUUCUCACAAUGCUUCCCCGGACCUGCAGACCACUAAGCCCAAACCGGUUGCAACCAAACGUGCUACGUGGACGAAUGGCGCACCUAUGCCAAUUCUCCCAUCCAUUCGUCCAGUCUCCCCCUUAUCUAAUGCUGUUACCGCACAGGCUAACUCCAGUUUAUCCCACGCCAACGAUGGAGCGACCGCAAAUCAUUCCGAGAACGGUCAAAAGUCAAAUAAGAAGAUUGGUCGACAGCUGUCUGUGAACUCGAACGGUAAUCACUAUUCGGAUGUCCACCGCCAAGAAGCGGAGCGAGCACUUAAUGGCGGCGGGGGUUUAGCAACUCCUGCGAGUGCCACGAAGGAAAGUUUCUUUUCUCACCUUCGAAAACGUGCGCGCAGACUUUCUGGUCGGAGCCAAGGAACGUCGAACAACAGCAAUAGCAACAACUGUGAUGACGUCGAGGCCAACGCAGGAUGCGUUCCCUGGUCGAAUCGUUCCUCCAUGGCACUUGAUUCGGUGAAUCUUGCGGACCAAAAGCCUGGUGCUGAUUUUGCGGAGUUGGAUAAGGCCCUACAAAAUGUGCGAUAUAGCCUGGAUAUCACAUCACCCAGCCUGCCCACCCACCUUGCUUCACCGACCACUACCAAUGCCCCAUCAAAUCGACAGUUGAUACCACAAGGACCAUCUGUACGUAAUACCGAGAAUUAUGCGUCUAACCCAACUUCAGGUCCGAUUUCCAGCCGGACACGACGAGCGCUUCAACUCUCUACCCAUCCGGUUAAUCGAUAUGAGACGCCCGAGGAGGAAGACGAACUACUUCACGAGGUUCUCCAUUCCACCACCAAGGCUGCACGACACCUUGGUCAGCGAUCAGUAACCAUGGACGAUAUGACCCGCGAUGAGAUAUUCAAGAAGGGAAAUUAUCAGUCAAUCCGUGCAAUCAAUCCUACUAGCCCUAUAUUGAAUCCGUACCCGACACCUUCGCCGUCUUCCAAGUGUGAUGGAGCAUUCUUUGGACCGGAAACACUGACCCCAUCGAAGCCACUGAGAAUGAACAAGCCCGAUAACAUCGCUGAUAAACACGAUUCCACCCGCCAAUGGCCCACUCCUCCGUACGAUGAAAGCCAAUGGGCUGAAUCUGCCGCAGAAAGUAUCUUUGCCGCCGUGGGAUCUACCUUCCGGUAG
This is a messenger RNA of Histoplasma capsulatum G186AR, 2283 nucleotides long. Its product is annotated as sporulation protein kinase. Lineage: Eukaryota; Fungi; Ascomycota; Eurotiomycetes; Onygenales; Ajellomycetaceae. Gene Ontology annotation, molecular function: protein serine/threonine kinase activity; ATP binding. Gene Ontology annotation, cellular component: nucleus; cytoplasm. Gene Ontology annotation, biological process: protein phosphorylation; intracellular signal transduction. Bases 1 to 2283 code for a protein of 760 amino acids. The record is from RefSeq and is a predicted model, not a curated record. The transcript is spliced from 3 exons.